This is a messenger RNA of Ruditapes philippinarum (Manila clam), 3616 nucleotides long. Its product is annotated as structural maintenance of chromosomes protein 4-like. The record is from RefSeq and is a predicted model, not a curated record. Gene Ontology annotation, biological process: mitotic chromosome condensation. The coding region runs from base 11 to 1219 and encodes 402 amino acids. NCBI's taxonomy places the organism in Eukaryota, Metazoa, Mollusca, Bivalvia, Venerida, Veneridae. The transcript is spliced from 7 exons.
CAACCAAAUCAUGGAUAUAGGAGGAUCCAAGAUGAACGCUGCUCAGUCACGUGUCAAUGCUAUACAGUCGCAGAUAGACCAAGUUGUAGGUCAGAUCACAAAGGCCAGUGUAGGUGUCAAAACCUCAGAAAGGAACUUGAAGAAAGCUGAGGAUAAGUUGGCCAGUUUGUAUGACGAGAUAGAAGAGAAUAAAGAGGAUGUGAAAAACCUGGAGGCUAAACUUGGAGAACUGGAGGUUGAGGCAACCAAAGUUAUGGAGGCAUACCAGGAAUCACAGGACACAAUGCGUGAAGCAGUAAAAGCCCUAGAUGAGGUAAACAAAGAACUGGCAGAGUUGGAAGAGGAAGAGAACAAGAUACAGAAAGAAGUUGUAGAUGUGAAAGCAGAUCUGGACAGGUGUCAAAAUCUAAUGAAAGAAAACCAGGCUAAACUCAAACAUUGGAAGAAAGAGCUGUCACAUUUAACACUGACACCUAUAGACAGGCAGGAGGUUGAAGAGUUACAGACAUUAUCAGAGGAGGAUUUAGAUGGCAUUAAAGUAGAUGAGUUAAAGUUUCAAAUCACAACGCAGGAAGAAAAACUCCAACAUAUGAAGCCCAACAUGGCUGCCAUUGCUGAAUAUAGAAAGAAGGAAGAAUUAUACCUUCAACGUGUGGCCGAGCUAGAUCAGAUCACAGAGUUUCGUGACAAGCAGCGUAAAUACCAUGAGGAUCUACGUAAACAGAGGCUUGAUGAGUUUAUGUCGGGUUUCAGCGUGAUAACAUAUAAACUGAAGGAAAUGUACCAGAUGAUCACUCUAGGAGGAGAUGCCGAACUUGAACUUGUCGACUCACUCGAUCCAUUCUCUGAAGGAAUUGUAUUCAGUGUGCGUCCACCAAAGAAGUCAUGGAAGAAUAUAUCAAACUUGUCAGGUGGCGAGAAAACCCUCAGUUCUCUUGCACUAGUAUUUGCUCUACAUCAUUUUAAACCUACACCUCUAUAUGUGAUGGACGAGAUAGAUGCCGCCCUUGACUUUAAGAAUGUCUCUAUUGUGGCUAACUACAUAAAGGAGAGGACAAAGAAUGCUCAGUUCAUCAUUAUAUCUCUACGUAACAAUAUGUUUGAGCUGGCAGACAGAUUAGUGGGUAUUUAUAAGACUGACAAUUGUACAAAAUCGGUGACAAUAAACCCAAAUAAACUAGCAAUACCUCUUCAAGAAGUGGACACAAAUGCUGCAUAAAUCAGGGAAUGAACUUUGACACUGCAUUAAGCAAGAUGUGGACCUGGACACUGCAUAAAUCAACACAUGAGUCUGACCUAAACUUUGUUCUACACAAUUUGGACCUGAACUCUGCAUAGGGAAUUAAAAAUAUUGUACCAUCGUAGUUUGUAGAUAAUAAACAUUGUAUUUGUAAUAUUAUCAAAGUUCAAUAUAAUGGUUAUUGUGAUUUACAAAUGUAUAGUGUGUACAGAAUCUUUUAAAAUAUGAAGUGAGACAGUUGAGAAAUUGCCAAACAAGACCAAAUUAUACUUGCUGUUGAUAUUAAGAGACAUUCAAAUGUCAAACUUUCUUUUGUAUUGAAUCUGAAGAUUUGCCUUUUUAAAUGAAACUAUUCACAUGAAGUGAUUUUGCUGACAGAAAUUUAGAAAGCCUUUAAUAUGUAAUAUCUAACACAGACACUUGGGGUGUGGAGCUAAAAACGCCUUUAAAAUCCAAAUAAAAUGUAUAUUUGUCAAUUCCAGCACAUGUGCUGGGCUUUGAAGAUGAGAACCAGUCAGCUAUAGGCGGAGCCAUUCGGUAAUAUGUUGGUUCCCAUAACUCAAAGCAUGGCGUAUUUGUAUACCACAAAGCUGGGGAGCCACGUUUGAAUCUGUCGAAAGAUUUUAUAAAUGGAGUAAAAUGGCGAUAAUCUUGAUGUUUAUUCCGCCUCUUGCGUUGUUUAUAUUGAUGUUGAAGUUUAAAAUUGACCAUCAUUGUGGAGAAUUAUGUCUUCUGUGACGAUGGACCAUGGAUUAUGUGAAAAUAUUGGAAAUGGAGUAAAAUACAUGGUGAUAAUAACGGUAGCUGUGCAGAUUUUUUCUGGCGAACAUUUUUAUCUUUUGUAUUAUUGUAGACAUUGAAUUUUUUUUUCAAAACGGCUUAUAUUUAGUUUUUUGUAUAUAUAUGAUCAGUACAUGUGCUGGGAUUGACAAAUAUACAUUUUAUUUGGAUUUUAAAGGCGUUUUUAGCUGUCUGUGAAAGCUAAUAUUGUGUGUAUCUGUUAACAAAUUUGUAUGUAUUGAAUUAUUGUAGCAUCAGCUUAUUUUGCAUGUCUCUAAUUUUGGAAAUUCAAUUUUUUCUAGUUAAAAGAUUAAAUGUUUGAAAUUCAAAACAAAGUUACAAAUCUAUUUUUUUUUGUGAUUUUGAGGGUACUUUACAUAAUAUAUGUUAGGUUUUUAAUGUGGUUGCGUUUUAGUUGCACCAACUUUGUAAAGAUCAUUAUCAUGGCAACUUUUCAGCUGGUUAUCUAUUUGUUGCCAAUUGAUUAUAAAAAGUUAAACUCCUUUAGUAAAUGGUAUGUCUAACUUACUCAAAUAGAAUUACAAUACAACCAUAAGGCAACAAUUUGGAUGGAAUUUCAUGGAUGAAAUAGAAUGUCAAAUAAUGUUGUACAUAUGAUACAGAUCUUUUGUUUCAUGAUUGAUUAUGUUAUAGAACUUUAACUACAGCGCAGUUUAUUAGAUCAGAUGUUCUCAAUCUUGAAUUUACUGGGUUCGUACAAAUAACCUUUUGAUUUCUUUUCACGUACAUGUAUAUAAAUCAGUGUGUAUAUAAUUAUUUAAUCAUGAGUGUGGCCUUCUUUUCUUAAUAUCUGACUGGCUAACUUAUUCUAUAAACCUCUUUUCUCUGACUUUUUUCCUUCUUUAUUGACUUCUGUGUAGAAAUGUAUUCAAAUAACUAAAACUUGAUCUUGAAGUUUUGUUUAUUGCACAUGCUCUGAUUUUUUAUUCUUUGGCAUAAAGGUUGUACAUAGUUUUUCCAUAUAUAUUUGAGUAUCCACAAAGUGUGUUCAUUUUGAAGAAGUUCAUAAGUGCCAGUGCAUUGUGUUUAUAUGUAAUAUUUCCUAAGGGUUUUAUGAAAAACAGUGUGGUAUUUAUAGUUCUACAAUCAGUAUAAGUUUACUUCAUAAAUAUAUAGCAAAGGUUUUGUUAAAUUCAGAGCUGAUGUAUAAGAUGUAGCAUCAGUUCCGUGGUACUGUCAAAAAAUGCAUUUUUUUCAUACCUACAGCUUGGUUUAUAGAUUUUACAUAAAUUUAUUUAUACUGACCCUUAUUACUUAUCAAAAUCGUCAUUGAUAAGAUUUUCAGGAUAUGUUUCUAGUUGUGGCCACAGUGGUCAAAUGGUUAAUGUUGCAGGUUUUACUACAGUAUAUAUCUCAUUCUGGCAAGAUGGCAUUCAUUUCUUUGCUUUGCAUUUGGCUUCAGGGAAUGAAAUCUUCCAUUGUGGUUAAGACAUCCAAUUCACUAUGGAUUAUGAUUUCUGUUGCAAGGCGUUGUAGUAAGAUAAUUGAUGAACUCUCAUGCAUUAUUUCAUGCUCGAAUGGGCAGUGUUGGAAUGACAGAUGAUUUGUUAAAUUGUUGUACACUUUUCUUGGAUG